AUGAAGAUCAUAUCACCUACCCCUAUUGACAAGGUGCUAACCGCUCAUGUUAUCCAGGACAUGCGUCUGGGUGAUGUUGUCUUUUUGCCUGAACCUGAAACAAAGAAGAUUACUCAGACUAUUCCUAUUGACAAAGUACUUACCACUGACAUUUUCCAGGACAUGCCUUCGGGUGAUAAUGUCUUUGCACCUGAACAUGAAAUAAAGAAAGUUCCUCAGACCACUUCUAUAAACGAGGUACUUACCGCUGACGUUAUUCAGGACAUGCCUCCGGGAGAUGUUGCCUUUGCGCCUGAACCUUAA
Molecule: messenger RNA, 303 nt
Organism: Parnassius apollo (apollo)
Lineage: Eukaryota; Metazoa; Arthropoda; Insecta; Lepidoptera; Papilionidae
Source: the annotation of a GenBank genome assembly